AUGUUUUUUUUUUCUUGGCUCGUCUGUUGCGUCUGCAGACAUGCUGUGAUUCUUAGCACUGCCUUUCUUUUUUAUUACCUUUCAUUCCAACUGCAUCAUCAUUGUCUUUCCUUACGUAAUUGGAAAAGGUCAUUAUCUAUCUAUCUAUCUAUCUAUCUAUCUAUCUAUCUAUCUAUCUAUUUAUCUACCUAUCUAUCUAUGUCUGUUUCUAUCUAUCUAUCUAUCUAUCUAUCUAUCUAUCUAUCUAUGUCUGUUUCUAUCUAUCUAUCUAUCUAUCUAUCUAUCUAUGUCUGUUUCUAUCUAUCUAUCUAUCUAUCUAUCUAUGUCUGUUUCUAUCUAUCUAUCUAUCUAUCUAUCUAUCUAUCUAUGUAUGUUUCUAUCUAUCUAUCUAUCUAUCUAUCUAUCUAUCUAUCUAUCUAUCUAUGUCUGUUUCUAUCUAUCUAUCUAUCUAUCUAUGGGGAGGAUCUAUCCGCUGCCCUCACUGAAGGGCUUAUGCAGAGGGUGUCGACUCCUGGAGUUGGGAUUGCGUCAUAG
This is a messenger RNA of Acanthosepion pharaonis, 534 nucleotides long. The record is from the annotation of a GenBank genome assembly. Lineage: Eukaryota; Metazoa; Mollusca; Cephalopoda; Sepiida; Sepiidae.